Ostrinia furnacalis (Asian corn borer) is the source of this 858-nucleotide messenger RNA. Its product is annotated as cuticle protein 8-like. Gene Ontology annotation, cellular component: extracellular matrix. NCBI's taxonomy places the organism in Eukaryota, Metazoa, Arthropoda, Insecta, Lepidoptera, Crambidae. The record is from RefSeq and is a predicted model, not a curated record. The coding region runs from base 90 to 794 and encodes 234 amino acids. The transcript is spliced from 3 exons.
GCAACCCUGAAGUGCAAGCACUUGUAUAAAAAGUGUUGUGCUCCGCAUAUUGUCACAGUCGAGCUCAGAUUCGCACAAAAACAGUCAUAAUGGCAGCCAAAUUCUUCGUAGUCCUCUCUCUGGCCGUAGCGGCGACGGCCGUGCCGCUGGUGCCGGUGGCGAAGGUGGCGUACGCGGAGGUGGAGGCGCCCGCGCACUACGAGUUCCAGUACUCGGUGCACGACGAGCACAGCGGAGACAUCAAGCAGCAGCAGGAGGCGCGCGCCGGCGACGCCGUGCACGGCUCCUACUCGCUGCUGCAGCCCGACGGCCUGACGCGCGUCGUCGACUACUCCGCCGAUAAGGAGCACGGCUUCAACGCCGUCGUGCGCUACGAGGGCCACCCCGCGCCCGCGCCCGCGCACCCCGUCAAGCUCGCCUACGCCGCCCCCGUCGCCAAGCUCGCCUACGCCGCCCCCGUCGCCAAGGUCGCCUACUCCGCCCCUGUCGCCUACGCCGCCCCCGUCGCCAAGGUUGCCUACGCCGCCCCUGUAGCCAAGGUCGCCUACUCCGCUCCCGUGGCCUACGCCGCCCCCGUUGCCAAGGUCGCCUACUCCGCCCCUGUCGCCAAGGUUGCCUACGCCGCCCCUGUAGCCAAGGUCGCCUACUCCGCUCCCGUGGCCUACGCCGCCCCCGUUGCCAAGGUCGCCUACUCCGCCCCUGUCUCCUACGCCGCCCCCGUCGCCAAGGUCGCUUACAGCGCCCCCCUUGGCCACGUCACAUUCUCAUCCCCCGCCGUCUCUUACCACCACUAAGUUAUUUUGUUGAUGUUGUUAUUUAUUGAAAUGGAUAGAUGAUAAUAAAUUAUUUUCAAACUGA